AUGCGCGUAUUCAACUUCCUAGGCUUGCUGCCCAUGGUUCUUGCGAACCCUUUGAUUCAGAAGCGUACGACAGCAUGCAAUAACUCUCCUGAUCUCUGCUCCAAGUCCUAUGGAGAAAUUACACAUCUCGGCGCUCAUGACAGUCCCUUCGUGCGUGACGAUACCACUGGCAACUCGAUAGCUGCCAACCAGUACUAUGACACCCCAACACAACUAUCAGCCGGUGUUCGAUUAGUAACAGCCCAAGUCCACAAGAGCAACUCACAAUGGCGUCUAUGUCAUUCCACCUGCGACCUGCUCGAUGCCGGGUUGCUGAGCGACUGGCUGAAGAAGAUCAAGACGUGGCUGGAUGACAAUCCAAACGAGGUGGUCACGAUCCUCCUAGUCAACUCCGACGACGCCACAGCCUCCGAUCUCAACACCGAAUUCACAACCGCCAACAUCACCGACUACGCAUACGAGCCAACCUCCCCCGGCACCGCCCCAACUACAUGGCCAACCCUACAAACCAUGAUCGACGACGGCAAGCGACUAGUCGUCUUUGUGGCCUCCUUAGACACCAGUGCCAGCUACCCCUACCUAAUGAACGAAUGGAGCUACAUCUGGGAGAAUAAAUACGACACAAGCUCCGCGUCGAACUUCACAUGUGAUCCGGACCGACCAUCGGCAUACAAAGACAACAGCGCGUCUGCGCUUGCAGCCAACCUCCUCCCACUGAUGAACCACUUCCUGUACUCGAGCAACCUUGCGAUCCUGGAUGUCGAGUACCCAAAUGCCAGCUACGUGGGGACGACGAAUGCCGCGUCUGGCGGAACUGGCAACCUGGGUACUGCGGCGGUAAACUGCAAGAAGGAGUGGAAUGGGCGGCAGCCGACCUAUAUCAUGGUGGACUUCUUCAAUCGCGGUCCGGCGAUUGAUACCGUCGAUAACUUGAAUAAUGUUACCAAUGCGGUUGGCCGCAAGUCCGUCUCAACUUCUGCGGAUUCGACUAGCGAUGCCUCGUCGACGAGCAAUGUGUUCAAGGCGCUGGUUGAGUUGGCGGAAUCGGCUAGAUCGGGUACGCCGGUGUCUAUGGGAAACUGGAUUUGGACUGGUGGAAACUGGGGGAAUCUUCUUGGUGGGGGGAUUUCCUUCUGA
Penicillium vulpinum is the source of this 1137-nucleotide messenger RNA. RefSeq lists its product as uncharacterized. The record is from RefSeq and is a predicted model, not a curated record. The coding region runs from base 1 to 1137 and encodes 378 amino acids. Gene Ontology annotation, biological process: lipid metabolic process. NCBI's taxonomy places the organism in Eukaryota, Fungi, Ascomycota, Eurotiomycetes, Eurotiales, Aspergillaceae. The transcript has 3 exons. Gene Ontology annotation, molecular function: phosphoric diester hydrolase activity.